GAGCCGAGCCGAGUUCCGAGGCGGCUGUGGCCGCCGCCGCCGCACAGGCCAUCAUCACCCCCCACCCCCCUCAAUCUGAGCGUCAACCACAAGGCUACUCAUUCUCAGCCGAGCGGAAAGACUUGCCUCUCUAUAGCGCCUGUCACAUAUCCGUGCCGCCCUGAAGCGCAUCGCAGACAAGACUAGGACUUCUGACAUAGAGGCAAGAGUAUGCUAUUCACUGAGCCACUGUGGAAUGAAAAUUGUAGAUUUGAGUAUAUACAUGAGUGCACAUAUUACAAGAUAGCGUCUAUUAACCACCUGACUGAGAAAUCCAGGCAACAAGUCAACAAAGCUGUCCAUGUACAUAAGAAAUCUAUUGAGGACCUGCACACCCUUCUGAAAGGUUUGAAAAAGGAGCCCUCCCAGGAUUACAUACCUAUCAGAAAUCGAGAUGAUCAAGUAUCCCAAUCUUUGGAGAAAGGAAACAUUCGACCCGUACCCAUCGGAUACAUCGAAUCCUGCUUCACUGCCAAAAAUGGCACACCCCGGCAACCAACUAUUUGUAGCUUAUCCCGUGCACGACUUAAAAUUAGUAAGGCCAUUUUUAACAAUGCGGAACAUUCGCUCAUGGGCUUGAAUCAGUUUUCACAUGUCUGGAUUAUCUUUGUUUUUCACAAGAAUGGACAUCAGAGCUAUAAAGCUAAAGUCAAACCACCUCGACUAAAUGGAUUAAAAACUGGAGUAUUUUCUACAAGAAGCCCUCAUCGACCCAAUGCAAUAGGUUUAACACUGGCAAAGCUGGAUAGGAUUGAAGGUGACACUCUUUAUUUCUCGGGAAUUGACAUGAUACAAGGAACGCCAGUACUGGACAUUAAGCCGUACAUUCCCGAUUAUGACACACCCAAAGCUGACCCACCAAGAAAUGACAGUCCAUCACAUCAAGAGAUUCUUGUGCCAGAUGAGCAGUGUGAAGGUAUAACUAUCCCAGUCAGUCGGGCAGUAACUAUGGAGAGUGGGGAUAAGGAACCAGCCCAUGUCAAGGUGGCUCCAGAGAUAGGGCAUUGUUUUACUGAGCGGGUGCAACAUGCUCCUAGAGAUGCCACACACCCAUUCAGAAAGAUGGAUGCUGAUUUUCUCGAGGGAGAAGACCAGUCCCCCAUACAAGUAGGAGCUACAAUUUUACCCUACAUUAUGGACGAAACCACAGACAAAGAGGAGUUUUGCGUUCAUGACCUAAAAACUGAGAAGGUUCAUGAACCUGCUGGAAAAGAAGGUGUUUCUGAUGAAAACAUACUCUUAGCUAUGGAGAAAAUCAAACGUCAGCUGUUUCACAAUGAUAUUAUAAACCAAGGAACUGCAGAAGACAAAGUUGUUUGCAUGGAAUCUGAGCAGUCAGGUGCUGCCACCCUCUGUCAGAAUAAAUGGCCAAAGAACCUUGAUGCUAUUAGUGUACCUGGAAACCAGUCAUCUAACAGUACUAUUGCAACUUGGGUAAAACAAUCACCUGUAACUUCCUUGCAGGUUCGAUUCACUCCUCAUGCAGAAUUGGAUCUGAAACGGUUUCAGGCUCCAAGUGGCACAGAUCCAGGUAAAAUCUCACUGAAAUAUUUCCAGUCAGUUGAGGAAGCCAAGUCUGCCAUUGUGGCUGUGCUAUCAGCGGAUCCAAGAUCCAUAUAUCGUAGAAAACAGUGCCAGGACGUGCUGUUUUACUUCACUGUGGACACUGCCCACAUCACUUCCUGGUUUGGAGAUGACUUUGCUGAAAUCUUGAGGAUAAAACCAGUGAAAGAGAAGGCUUAGAUUGGAACUGUCAGAAAUUCCUGAUAAUGUUUAGAAGAUCGAUAACUUGCUUUUUGUGACCCUGUGCCUUCAUUUAUAAUGGAAACUACCUAUGCAAACUUAUCACGUUGUAAUUACCUUCUUCACUAGUAGUGGUGUUGCAGUGAUAUGACAAAUUUAAAUGGGUAGUUCCUACUCUAAAUGCAGACAUGCAUGUCUAUAAUGGAAAAAUAAAAAUAAAGUCUGUGACUUGAAAAUGAAAA
This is a messenger RNA of Carcharodon carcharias (great white shark), 2024 nucleotides long. RefSeq names its product tRNA methyltransferase O (gene trmo). NCBI's taxonomy places the organism in Eukaryota, Metazoa, Chordata, Chondrichthyes, Lamniformes, Lamnidae. The transcript is spliced from 7 exons. The coding region runs from base 211 to 1782 and encodes 523 amino acids. The record is from RefSeq and is a predicted model, not a curated record.